GUUUUUCCAACAGAUAAAAUACUGGCGGUCCAAAUAAAUUGAGAAAGUUUCUCGAUUACAAUUAGGGCAAAAUCAUAUUCAGUUUGAUCAACCCCAAAUUCGAAGCGCUCUCUCUACGGUGACAGCUCCGGCGACCGGCCAGUAGCCAAAUUCAGGUGUUCAGGCACCAGACCGCGGCUAGGAGCGUCAGAGUUACUCCAGUUUUGUCAAGCCAGCCUAUGUGCCUCACUGCAAGAUGGAGCAAGAAGUCAUUGAAGCAGAUAUAGUGUUGCCCACUCAUCUUAGUUUCAAAAAGGUUCAGAUGUAUGAGAAGUACCCGAAGGGACAAGCGAGGGGAAGGCACUGGAAACAUCUCAAGCAGAUCAUCCAAGCUGAAAAUUACCAGAACUAUCCCCCUGAUGAAUCCAAUUAUGUUAAUAUAGAAUCACCACCCUCUAUGCAUCCAUGCAAAAGAAUUUGUGACAUAACAGGAUAUGAGGCACCUUACUAUGAUCCAAGGACUAACCUCCGCUAUGCAAAUGCUGAUGUGUUCAAGCUCAUAAGAUCACUUCCUAAUGAGUAUGUUCAGAGGUAUCUGUCUCUGAGAAAUGCGGCAGUCGUUCUGAAGUAACUUCCAAUGGUGUCAAUGAAGCCAUGGAUGGGCAGUGCAUUUUUCUGUAAAUUAAUUAUUAUGAAAAUUUGAAGUAGGUCUUACAUGGAGUUUGUUUUUGUUUCUUUAUGGGCCACUUGGUGUAAUGUGUGUUAAUGAGAGAAAUUUUAGAGCAUUAUUGACAGAUGUGGUGCCUAAUGAGUAAUUGUGCUGGUUAGUGAGAUGAUAUGGUGUCGGAUUUGUUAGUUUGCUUUCGGGUCAAAUGGUCUCAUUGUAAAAGGCUGUUUUGUUAGCAGGUCAUGCUUGAUUUGUGAAUGGAUUGAUAUGAUACCAUGCCUCUAGAAGACUCA
This is a messenger RNA of Camellia sinensis, 939 nucleotides long. NCBI's taxonomy places the organism in Eukaryota, Viridiplantae, Streptophyta, Magnoliopsida, Ericales, Theaceae. The record is from RefSeq and is a predicted model, not a curated record.